GCCACGAGGCAAAUUAUAGAAGAGGCGCAGACGUCAUCAGAAGACACCAGCAGCAGCAGCAGCAGCAGCAGCAGCGGUAGCAGCACCUGCGAUAGUAGCAGCAGCAGUAGCAGGGGCCCACCAAACAAUGGCACGUACACCAGACCGGAGGGGUCGAGCUCCUCUGGAAGCAGCAACAGCAGCAGCAGCAGCAGCAGCAGCAGCAGCAUUGCUGCAUGGGAGGCAGCCGCUGCUGGUGCAGCUGCGCAGCAGCAGCAGCAACAGCAGCAGCAACAGCACCAACAGCAUGUAGUUCCCUCCCAGGAUGAUGCGCGGAAGUCUGCAGCAGGAGGAGCAGCAGCAGGCGCAGCGGAAACCGCAGCAGCACCAGCAGCAGCAGAAGCAGCAGCACCAGCAGCAGCAGCAGCAGCAGCAGGUUGCAUUAUGAAGAAGGCUUCUCCUGCUGCAGUGGAUUUUGCAGUUAAGAAUUUGCUGUCGCGAGUUGUGCAGCUGCGUAUUGAAGAUGUUAUUGGGAGGCUUCAAGAGGAGUCGUUCUUGCUGCUGCUGCAGCUAAUAGACAAAACUGCUGCAGCAUUUAGAGAAGACCUUCACCUUGCUGCUGCUCACCUGCCCCCAGUAGCAGACCAGCUUGUCCCGUUGCUGAUGCAGCGCCCGCAGCAGCAGCAGCAGCAGCAGCAACAACAACAACAGAUGCAACUCGCGACGCAGCAGCCGGAUGGAGACAUUAGGGAGGGAAGAGGGCAGUUGCAGCAGCAACAGCAGCUGCAGCAGCAGCAGCAAUCCGGCUCAGCCCAAGCAGAAGUAGAGCCAGAAGCAGAUGCAGAAGCAGCAGCAGCAGCAGCUGCAGCAGCAGCAGCAGCAGCAGAUACAGACACCGUAGUGCGGGGCCCUCAGCUAAUUAUUGCAAAACUCCUCGCCUUGCAUUUCCUACACGAGGGGCACUUCUGCCUGUAUGAACUUCUCUGCGCGGAGUUGGCCGGGCAGUCUUUACGGCAGCAAGAGCAACAGCAGCAGCAGGACCAGCAGCAAGAGCAGCAGCCAGAGCAGCAGAAGGAGCAGCAGCAGCGGCAGCUUCAAGGGGGGCAGCAGAGGCAAGAAACGCUGCAAAGAGAGGAAGAGCAGCAGCACCAGCAGCAACAGGCAAUCAGGGACAAACAGCAGCAGCAGCAGCAGGAAAAUAGCAGCACAACCCUUGCUGUGUUUAAGCCGGAGGGGUCGAGCGCAUCAGCAGCAGCAGCAGCAACAGCAGCAGCAGCAGCAGCAGCAAGCAGCAGAGACACCUGCAGAGACGAGGGCAGCCGCUGCAGCAAAUGGUUUUGCGCCUGCCUCCACUGUGGGGAGCAGUGCGCUGCACCAAGCAGCAGCAGCAGCAGCAGCAACGGCAGCAGCAACGGCAGCAGCUGCUGCAGCAGCAGCGACAGGAAAAGACCGCGACCCCCGCAGCUGCUGCCGUGUGCGAUGUUGAAUUCUAUGAGGGAAGCUCGGGUGCAGCAUUUGCUGCGGUGGGGAGCCAUAUCCUUUGAAGAAUCCCAGAAGCUGCUGCCGCAGCAGCAGCAGCAGCAGCAGCAGUGGCUGCAGCAGUAUGAUGCCCCAUCCAAUUCAUCUUCUGUGAAGCGUGAGGCAGCAGCAGGUGCAGCUCCAGGGACUGCAGCAGCAGCAGGAGCACCAGCAGCAACAGCAGCAGCAGCAACAACAGCAACAGCAGCAGCAGCAGCAGCAGCAGCAGCAGGAUGUGGAGGGAGUUGCUGCUGCUCUAGAUAUGGAAGCGCACCAGCCAAGGGCCUUGAUGCAGCAAUUUAUUGGGUCUCCUCUCUUGAUGCAGAGUCGCGGCUGCAGCACCAACCCCUAGAGUUUAUGCUGCAUAAACUGAAGUUCUUCACCUUGCUGCAGCCUGAGACGCUGACGGAGGCCUUAGAAUACAGCCGAAUGCAUUUGAUGCCUUUCUGGAAUCAGCAUAAGGCGGAGAUUGCACGUGCUAUGGGUGUCUUAGCGUUUGUUCGCUCUGCUGCUGCUGCUGCUGCUGCUGCUGCUGCUGCUGAUGCGGGUGGGCAGCCCCCUGCAGCAGCAGCAGCAGCAGCAGCGCCUGCAGAUUUGAGCGGCCUCCCUCAAGCGACAGAGAAAUGCAAGGGGAGCGGCCUUGCAGCAGCGGGAGGACCUGACGCAUCAGCAGCAAAGACAGGAGCAGCAGCACCUGCAGCAGCAGCAGCAGCAGCAGGAAAGCGGAGGACCGAAGCGCUGACAAAGGUAAUGGUUGGAAGCCCUUACUCUUCUUUGGUGUUUGCAGCGUCUUGGGGAGAAGCAGAAAAGAUGCUGCAGCAAGCCCUCAUCAAAGAAGGGGUGCGGCUGCCUUUGCCGGAGUUGCCAGCAGCAGCAGCAGCAGCAGCAGCAGCAGCAGCAGCAGCGGCAGCAGAGGCAGCAGCAGCAGCAGCAGCACGGAACGACACCCCACUUCAUCGCCACGCCCCCCAUUCCACUGGUGUAGCAGCAGCAGCAGCAGCAGCAGCAUCUGCUCCUGCUGCUGCUACAGGGUCGUUUUCACAGCAGAUGCAGAGUCGCCAGGAGCCUGUUGCUGCUGCUGCUGCUAGUGCUGCUGCUGCAGCUACUGCACCAGCAGCAGCAACAGCUUCGGGGGCGCCGAGAGGUGCGCAUCCAGGGCGGAGACGGCGGCACAGGAGGCAGCAGCAGCAGCAGCAACACCAUCACUACCACCACGCGCAGCAGCAGCAGCAGCAGCAGCAGCAGCGGCAGCAGCUGCGCAACCUCGGCGCCGGGCCCCGGUCGAUGGGCCGCACAGCAGCAAUUAUAUACAGGGAGGCGUUGAGAACUCUAGGGCGCCGACCCUUGCAGCAGCAGCACCAGCAGCAGCAACAGCAGAGUGGCAGCUACCGAAGGGCACCUGCAGCAGGCUCCGUGCCCGCCGGGGUCCCCCAAGGCAGCAGCAGUAGCAGCAGCAACAGCAGCAGCAGCCGUGCAACCGAAUCAGCUGCCCCCAUACAUCCCUUCAGUAGCCCUGCAGCAGCAGCACCACCUGCUGCUGCUGCUUCUGCUGCUGCUGGACAAGAGGCCGGUGCUAAGGACCCCAGGGACCCAACUCUACCGGCUUUGCCUCCCUACCAUUUCUACACAUUCACAGGCAGCAGCAGCAGCAGCAGCAGCAACAGCAGCAGCAACAGCAGCAGCAGGUGGAGGGGACACUUUGCUGCGUCAAGAGAUCGAACAGGAGGCGUGGAUGUUGACAGAGAGAGACUAGCAGCAGCUGCUGCUGCGAUGAAAGCUGCUGCUGGUGCUGCUCCUGGUCCUGCUGCUGCUGCUGCUGCUGCUGAGGCGGGUUCUCUCGAGGGCCGCAACAGCUACGGCGGCAGCAGCAUCGGUUUUCCCUCUGCAGCAGCAGCAGCAGCAGCUUCCGGCGGCACGCCACCCCCAGCAGCAGCAUCAACAGCAGCAGCAGUUGCUGCAGCAAGAGCAGAAGCUGAUGCAGUUUGGGCUUGCGGAUUUGAGGGCCGUCGGGGGUCGCUGGCAGCACUGCGGCGGCUGCUGCGAGACUGCCGCCCCCAGCAGCAGCAGCAGCAGCAGCAGCAGCAGCAGCAGCAGAGAGCCACAACGCUGCGCUGCCGCAGCUGCACGAGGGGAGAGCAGAACCGCGAUGUGCUGCUGGCUGUCACGGGUGGGGGGUUUCUGAGCCCACAUUGGGGUGCUGCUCUUGUUGCUGCUGCUCUUAGGAGAAGCGUAGGCUUCCGCUGCAGCAGCAGCACCAGCUGCACCAGCAGCAGCAGCAGCAGCAGCAGCAGCAGCCUGUCCUGGUUGGAGCUGCUGGAGUUCGCGCUGACGCAAACCCUGUACCCUUCGAGGGGCCCCGCAGUCUCCUUGCUGCAGCGACCUCCCCCAGGAACAGCAGCAGCAGCAGCAGCAGCAGCAGCGCAAACUCUGCAGGAUAUAGCAGCAGAAUGUAAGAGGGGUGGGGGGCCUCAGCAGCAGCAGCAGCAGCAGCAGCAGCAGAGGCGAGAUCUGUUAGCAGCAACUGCGUCAUAUAAAGGGCCUCCUUCUCUCGAAAGCUGCUGCAGCAGCAUCUGGAGCACGCCAACAGCACUUGCUGCUGUUGCUGCUGCUGCAGCAGCAGGCGACGGUGACGACGGUGAACGCAGCGAACCACAGCAGCAGCAGCAGCAGCAGCAGUACCUGCCGCUGCUGCAGCAGCAGGAAGAAGCAGCAACAAACAGCUUGUUGACAUACUUGAGAUUUUCUUCGCAGGCACCAGGGGGGGACUCAGCCACCGUAGCAGCAGUAGCAGCAGCAUCAGCAGCAGCAGCAGCAGCAGAAGCAGCAGCAGCAGAAGGAUCUCCAUUUGUCCCUUCCGCGCUGCGCAGCUCCAGCGACCCCCAUGCUGCUGCAGCAGCUGCUGCUGUUGCUGCUGCAGCGCGCUUGAGAGCCACCUCAGCCUUAGCUAUUGCUGCUGCUUCUCUUGCAUGCCCUAUCACGCCGGACGAAACAGCAGCAGCAGCAACGACAGCACCACCCUCAGCAGCAGCCGCAACACCAGCAGCAGCAGCAGCAGCACCAGCAGCAGCAGAUGGGUCUCCAGAGGGUGCUGCUUGCGAUGCAGCAAGAGACUCAGCCGCUGCUUCUCCGCAGCAGCAGCAAAUCCGCAUUCGAGGAGAAACGCCAGUUCCAUCAGCAGCAGCAGCAGCACCAUCAGCAGCAGCACCAGCACCAGCAGCAGCAGCAGCAGCAGCAGCAGCAGCAGCAUGGGAUGGGGCUGUGAAUGAUGCCGUGGCGUUGGUGUACUGUGGAAUAUUGCAGCUGCAGGAGAUGCUGCCGGCGCUGCAGCAGCAGGAAAUAGAGGAGCUGGAGGAGGAGGAGCAGCAGCGUCAGCAGCAGCAGCGUCAGCAGCAGCAGCAGCAGCAGCAGCAACAGCAGCAGCAGCUGCUGCUGCUGCCGCAGGGCCCGUGGGUUCCUUUUGGGGUAGAGCUGCGCCAGCUGCCAAAGAGGAAGCCGCUGCAGCUACCGUUUGCAGAUAUAAGCGGAGGAGAUGUCUUUGCUGCUCUCUCGCUUCUCUCGCACUUAAAAAGAAGAGCUAAGGAAGACAGGGAGCAGCGGCACCGGCUGCUGAUGGAGGAGGCUGGGGCCCUAGCAGCAGCAGAGCAGCAGCAGAAUGCACUUGCAUGCGCACUGAGAGACAUUUUGCUGCUAGCCGUCCCCUCCAGGAACAACGCAGCAGCAGCAGUUGCUGCUGCUGUUGCGGUGGAGGAUGCCGUUGCUGCUCUGCCGAAGCAGCCGCAGCGAGAGCAACACCAGCAGCAGCAGCAGCAGCAGCCGCAACAGCAAACCGAAGGCUGCGGGAUCUUGGUUGCUGCGCCCUCUGCUGCUGCUGCAGCAACCCAAGCCGCAGCACCAGCAGCAGCAGCGCCAGCAGCAGCAGAAGCAGCAGCAGCAAAUAAAACAGCAGCUGCAGCAGCAGCUGAGCGUCCCUAUGCACCCAACGCCUUGGAUAGUACGACAUUAGCGACGAGCACCGUAGAAGCGCCAGCACCGCCAACAGCAGCAGCAGCAGCAGCAGCAGCACCAACAGCAGCAGCGACAGCACCAGCACCAGGAGCAAGAGCAGCAGAAAAAGCGGCAACAGCAGCAGCAGGGACGCGAGGACGGUUUUGUGGUUCUUCUGAGCCCUUGCUGCUGCAGGAGUUGCGUUUUUUGGGUUUGCUGCUGCAACAUUUGCUGCGGCGGCAGCAGCAGCAGCAGCAGCACUUGCUGCCUCUAUCGCGGCCUUGGAGGGUAGUAGGUGAAGAGAGGAAGGUGCUGCUGCGCGUAGCAGCAGAAGUGCAGUGGGGCCUUAGAGAGGCAAGCAACAUCAUUGUGCAGCAGCAGCAGCUGCUGCUUCAGCGCAUGCAGCAGCAGCGGCAGCAGCAGCAAGACAUGCCGGGCGAGCUGAGCUGCUGCUCUGCACCCAACACUUCUCUCAACAAUGCAGAGGCAUUUGCUCCAAGACCGGCUUUCAGGGAGCAGCAGCAGCAGCAGCAACAACUGCAGCAGCAGCAGCGGCAGCCGGAGAGGGAAUUGCUGCAGCAGCAAGGACCUCUAUGGAGAUUGCAGCGAAUGGCAGCAAGCCACCAUCCCCACCUGCAGCGGGCUCAGCAGCAGCAGCAGCAGCAGCAGCAGCAGCAGCAGCAGCAACAGCAGCAACAGCAGCAGCAACAGCAGGAGAGGCUCCCAGAAGGUAGAGCGGUGGGAGCCGUGCCGCCGACAGAGCAGCAGCUUGCAGAAGCAGGAGCAGGAGCAGCAACAGCAACAACAGCAGCAGCAGCGGGAGGAGCAGAGGAGGAGCAGCAACAGCAGCAGCAAAUGUUAGUUGGUGCGUCUGCUGACGCGGGGCUAGCGGCGCCCCCGUCUUCUUUGCGGCAGCAACAUGAGACAGUGGAGGGUAUGCAGCAGCAGCAGCAGCAGCAGCCAGCGCAGCAACAGCAGCAGCAGCUGCCGCUGCAGCAGCAGCAGCAGCAUGCAGAGCAACAGCAACAGCAGCGACAGCAACAAGAAGAACUGCCCCAUGGCUACUCUGCCGCCCUCCAGCCCCCCGCUACCAAUCUCUUUCAGCAGCAACAGCAGCAGCAGCAGCAACAGCAGCAGCAGCAACAUCAGCAGCAGCCGCAACAGCCCCAGCAGCAGUCGCAACAGCCCCACCAGCAUCUGCAAAAUCUGCAGCAGCAACAGUCACAGCAGCCGCCACAGCAGCAGCAGCAGCAACAGCCGCCACAGCAGCAGCAGCAGCCACAGCAGCAGCCACAGCAGCAGCAGCAGCAGCAGCAGCAGCAGCAGUUCCCGUGGGAUUUGGAGGCUUCUGCCCAGUGGCACGUGCCGCAGCAGCCUCACCCACAGAUGCAGUCGACACCGCCGCUGCAGCAGCAGCAACAGGAGCAGCAGCAGCAGCAGCAGCUGCAGGUCUGGGGCGAAGAGGCAGACAGCCAGCAACAGCAGCAGCGGCUCGGCAGGCUGCAGCUGCUUCGGCUGCAGUCCCGAGAUCCCCAGCAGCAGCAGCAGCAGCCGCAGCAGCAGGCUGAGGGUCAGCAGGCAAUGCCGAUGAGAGCAGCAGAAAGUGUUGAGGAGAGGCUGGCUCUCUUAGUAGGGCCCGCGCAGCAGCAGCUACAGCAGCAGCAGCAGCUACAGCAGCAGCAGCAGCUACAGCAGCAGCAGCAGCUACAGCAGCAACAACAGCUACAGCAGCAACAGCAGCUACAACAGCAGCAGCAGGUACAGCAACAGCAGCAGUACCUGAUGGAAGAGGAGGGGGAGGCAAUCCAGCAGAUUCAGCCGCCGCAGCAGCAGCUACAGCAGCAGCAGAUGCCGCCGCAGCUGCAGCCGCAGCAGCAGCUGCAGCUGCAGCUUCAGCUGCAGCCUCAGCAGCAGCAUAUGCUGCAGCCUCAGCAGGAGCAACAACUGCAGCUGCAACCUCUGCAGCAGCAGCAACAGCUGCUGCAGCAGCAGCUGCGGCUGCAGCAGCAGCAGCAGCAGCAGCAGCAGGGAAGCGUCAUAGGGUUAGGAGCAGCAUCUCCGCUUUUCAGCGCUUUUCCUAUUGCUGCACCGCAGGGACCUGCAGCAGCAAGCGCAGCACUAAGGACGUCAGGAGCAGCAACAGGUAGAAGCAGCAGCAGCAGCAGCAACAACAACACAGCAGCAGCAGCUGCUGCACGCACAGACGCAAUAGUAACAACACCACUAGCUGUAGAGAUAGACGCAAUAGCAGCAAUAGCAGCAGCAGCAACAACAACAGCAGCAGCAACAGCAGCAGUAGCAGCAGCAGCAGCAGCGACCAGCUCAGUAUGGCUGGGCUUCUUGGGGGGCUCUCGUUCCCUCCUAUUUGCUGCUGCUGCUGUAGCUCGGACUGCUGCUGCAAAUGUCGUGGGGGCGCAGAGCAUGAAGCAGCAGCAGCAGCAGCAGCUGCUGCUGCUGCUGCUGACGCAGCAGGAACCCCGAGGGGGUGCCUUGUUGCUGCAGGCUGCUGCAGCGGCAUUUGCUCAGUUUGCGGCGGCUGCCGCUCCUUUAAAGCCAGCAGCAGCAGCAGCAGCAGCAGCAGCAGUAAGCGCAGCAAACACAGUUCAGAGCAGCAGCAGCAGCAGCAGCAGCAUAGCUGCAGCAAUAGACCGCUCAUACAAAUCUCGCUACCCACCGAAAUUGGUACAGUUGCUGCGGCCUGCUGCUGCAGCAAGUGCUGCAGCAGCUGCUGCUGCAGCUGCAGCUGCGGAUGAGUUUGGGGGUUCUGCUGCUUUUUUAGCAGCAAGAGGCUUCCCUUCUGCUUCUCCUCAUCUACCGCCACCUCUCUUAGAUCAGCGGCUGCGGCAGCCUUCAGGUGUAUGGGCACCUCGCACCCAGAGGAGGGGUGCUGCAGAACAGCAUCAGCAGCAGCAGCAGCAGCAGCAGCAGCAGCAGCAGCUGGGUAGGGGGGUUCCUGGGCGGGGGAGAGAACCGGUAUGGUCAUUUUCUUCGGGUCUGCGUGCAGGAGCGGCUUUCCCCCGUGGCAGCAGCAGCAGCGGCAGCAGCAGCAGCAGCAGCAGCAGUAGCAGCAGCAGCAGCAGCGGCGGCGGGAGCAGCAGGCCUGGCACAACGACAACCCCGACCACGAUGGGCAUCAGCAGCACCACCGCGAUCACCAGCAGCAGCAGCAGCAGCAGCAGCAGCAGCAGCAGGGGUUUAUCUACAUUACCAGUACUUGUUGAAGACAGAUUAUGUUGUUUGAUAUGCGGAGGGGCUGACUGCUCGUGCAGUGCUUCAGGUGCUCGGCUGCCGUUAGAGAUUGACUUGGGCCCCUGCAUGCAGUUUCAUUCUUAUAUUAUUUGUGCUGUCAGCAAAGAGGAGACGUCCAACAGCAAUCCUCCUCGUCUUCUCUCAUGCGGGCAUGUCGUUUGCAAGUAA
This is a messenger RNA of Eimeria acervulina, 8898 nucleotides long. RefSeq names its product zinc finger (C3HC4 RING finger) protein, putative. Gene Ontology annotation, biological process: double-strand break repair via homologous recombination; negative regulation of fatty acid biosynthetic process; positive regulation of transcription by RNA polymerase II. The record is from RefSeq and is a predicted model, not a curated record. Lineage: Eukaryota; Apicomplexa; Conoidasida; Eucoccidiorida; Eimeriidae. The transcript is spliced from 8 exons. The annotation marks the transcript as partial. Gene Ontology annotation, molecular function: ubiquitin-protein transferase activity. Gene Ontology annotation, cellular component: BRCA1-A complex; plasma membrane; BRCA1-BARD1 complex.